Pistacia vera is the source of this 2331-nucleotide messenger RNA. RefSeq names its product calmodulin-binding protein 60 A. The transcript is spliced from 8 exons. Gene Ontology annotation, cellular component: nucleus. The coding region runs from base 281 to 1966 and encodes 561 amino acids. NCBI's taxonomy places the organism in Eukaryota, Viridiplantae, Streptophyta, Magnoliopsida, Sapindales, Anacardiaceae. Gene Ontology annotation, biological process: regulation of salicylic acid biosynthetic process. The record is from RefSeq and is a predicted model, not a curated record. Gene Ontology annotation, molecular function: calmodulin binding; sequence-specific DNA binding; DNA-binding transcription factor activity.
UAGACACUUACCGGCUACCGCCUCGCUACUAACAAAAUCCGCAGUUGGUGAUGUUGUUUUAGGCAAAGAGGCAAAAGAGCAAUUAGGCCGAUGAGUGAGUUGCAGGGGGAAGAAGCAUCGCAAACGCAGCCAAAUUCAGAUAAUGGAUAGUAAAAGGGGUCUCAUGUGGAGGGAAUAAUAGAGUAGUAUAUCUUGCGCCGCAUGUUGGUCUCUUUGGAUGAUAUUGUUGUUUUUUGUCAUCGGAACCAACGCCACAUAGAGUUUUGUGGGUUAUUUGAAAAUGUCCCAGAAGAGGCAACAAGAGGAUGGCAAGGCUAAGGCAGAAGGGACUAGGCCAGAGGACAAGCGGAGGAAAUUUUUUACUUUCAGAAGUGCGGUUCAGGAGGUUAUGAACAGACAGACUGUCCAGCAUUACCUGGAGCCAGUUUUGGAGCCCCUCAUUCGUAGGGUGGUAAAAGAGGAAGUUGAGUUGGCUCUAAAAAAACAUUUGAUGAGCAUCAAAUGGAGUAGCGGGAAAGAGAUACAUGCUCCUGAAUCAAGAAGCUUACAACUGAAGUUUGCAAAUAAUCUUUCUCUUCCUGUGUUCACUGGAGCUCGAAUUGAAGGGGAUGAUUCUACUAUAAAAGUAGCUCUUGUUGAUACUCUUACUGGGCAAAUUGUUUCCUCUGGUCCUGAAUCUUCUGCCAAGGUGGAAAUUGUAGUUCUUGAAGGUGACUUUGAUGGUGAUGAGGCUGACAAUUGGACAGUUGAAGAGUUUAAGAACAACAUUGUGAGAGAGAGAGAAGGAAAGAAACCUCUUCUUACAGGAGAUCCAUUUUUUACUCUUAAGGAAGGAAUUGGUUUGGUGGGUGAGAUUUCAUUUACAGAUAACUCAAGCUGGACCAGGAGCCGUAGGUUCAGACUGGGGGCAAGAGUUGUGGAUAACUCAGAUGGAACUAGAAUAAGGGAAGCAAAGACAGAAUCCUUCAUUGUUAGGGAUCACCGAGGGGAAUUGUACAAGAAGCACCACCCUCCUUCCCUGUUCGAUGAAGUCUGGAGAUUGGAAAAGAUUGGCAAAGAUGGAGCUUUCCACAAGCGUUUGACUCGAGAAAGUAUCCUGACCGUCAAAGAUUUCUUGACCCUACUCAUAUUAGACCCUCCAAGGCUUCGACAUAUACUUGGCACAGGUAUGUCUGCUAAGAUGUGGGAAGUCACCGUGGACCAUGCUCGGACAUGUAUACUUGACAAGAGGACAUUCUUGUAUUGCCCGCCUGGUUCUCAACAGAAAUCCGGUGUGGUCUUUAAUGUUGUGGGACAAGUGAUGGGAUUACUUUCAGAAUGCCAGUAUGUUCCCGUUGAUAAGCUGUCUGAAACAGAAAAGGCUGAAGCUCAAAUCUUGGUAAUUACUGCAUAUAAACAUUGGGAUGAAGUUAUCUCUUUUGAGGAUGAAGCCUCUCUCAUGGGUUCCUCUUCACAAUUAACUAAUGCUCUUUGCACAUCAAGCUCCCCCAUGACUGAUAUUUCUAGUGGGAGCAAGACUUUAGCUUCUCAGAAGAUGGGCGGAUAUGAUUAUACACAACUGAAUGCCUCUUCUCCUGAUAUUAUAUCAUCCAUUUAUUCUGUUGGGAGUGUGACUGGCUUGGAUGAUUAUGGCUUACACAGUAUAGAAAAUAUGGGUCUCAGAUAUGACCAGACAUUGAGUUAUCCGAGCCAAGUCAGCAACUCCCUGAUAUGUGACACAGAGUCCAUCACUCGUUCUUUCUGUGAUGAGGAUCAUCUGCGGUUCUUUGAUACUGAUCUUCAGGCUCAGAGUAUCACUUUGGGAUCACCGGCUGAUCUACAAAGUGCGGUUAGUGACUUCUUAAGACCUCAUACCGUUGGUAAAGCAGCUCAGAUGAGAUGGACAAAGCUGUUCAGUGUGCUGAAAUUUUUCUAUGUAAGGAAAGUUGUGGCCAAAAAAACAACUCCUCUUCUGAGAUAUGCCUAGUGGGCUGUGAAAUUUGGUUUUGUUUCGGUAGCAAGUAUUAUAAUAGUGAGAGCUGCCCAAUUAAGUUUUGUGUGCAGUUGUAGAUUGCAACAAGUUGCUGGUUUUAUUAGAUGUAGAUUCAGCUUAUAGUUCAUAAAAUUGGGGUCUGCUGGCUGAAGAUGAAAACUACGCGUUAGAUUGUGGAUAUGUAGAUGUGCACACAGGUAUUAGGUUUAGGGUUCUUGCUGUAAACUUUCAGCUGCUUCGUUUGAAGCUUUAAUGUUCAUGUGAAAACUUGAAUGCUUGACAGUAGCUGUCAAGUUGGAUUAUCAUUUUGUACAACCGCAUUUUGUUAAAUAAAGGCUAAGUAUUUUAUUUUAUGCUUA